UAUAGAAUUGUGGAUUAAGCUGUUGAUAUAGCUCAAUUAAACUGAUAAUCCUGCACUCUUGUUUCCUGUUGAUCAGCCAUCGUGAAGUAUAAGAGGGUAGACAUUCAACAAUCAACACCCUUCAACCGCACCAUUUUUGACACCUUUUCUAGAACUAGAACCAUGCUAGCUAAUCGCUCUUGAAUACCCAGUUUUCUUCUUCUUCAACAUGGACUGGUUUCUGGUUCUUCUCCUCCUCCAAAUGGCUUCAGCGGAAGGUGCUUUUGGUGUUGGUAUAGGCACAAGGAGUGGUGGCGGUGGCGGUGGCGGUGGUGGUGGCGGUGGUGGUGGAGCUGUUUGGGUUGGUGGAGGAAUCAACCCUCGCAUCCCACCAUAUGGAUAUGGGUCCUCAAAUUCAAGGCUAAGAGAUGCUUACACAGCACUUCAAGCCUGGAAAUCUGCAAUAACAGAUGACCCAUCAGGCAUACUAAACAGUUGGGUGGGCACCAAUGUGUGUUCUUAUAAAGGGGUAUUUUGUGUAGAUUCUCAAGAAGAAAUACCCGGACCAUCAGACCUUGUUAUUGCAGGAAUAGAUCUCAACCAUGCCAACCUCCAAGGCACUCUAGUCAAGGAAAUCUCACUCCUCUCAGACCUCUCCCUCCUUCACCUCAACAGUAACAGAUUCACAGGCACAGUUCCUGAUUCCUUUGCGAAUCUUUUAUCUCUCACAGAGCUGGACCUCAGUAACAACAACUUCUCUGGCCGCUUCCCGACAGUUACUCUUCUCAUUCCAAACCUCAUUUACUUGGACCUGAGAUUUAACCUUUUCUCAGGACCCAUACCGGAAGAGCUUUUCAGCAAGAGAUUGGAUGCUAUCUUUCUCAACAACAACCGGUUUGAGGGCCAGAUUCCUCAAAAUUUAGGAAAUUCGCCAGCUUCUGUGAUAAACUUAGCAAAUAACAACUUGAGCGGAAGAAUUCCGCCCAGUUUUGGCUACAUGGGUCCUUCAUUAAAGGAAGUGUUGUUCCUAAAUAACGAGUUAACAGGUUGCGUCCCCGAGGGUGUUGGAUUUUUGACACAAAUGGAAGUCAUGGACGUGAGCUUCAAUUCACUGACGGGUCAUUUGCCUGAUUCAUUAUCUUGCUUGAAUGAAAUUGAGGUUCUCAAUCUUGCUCAUAACAAGCUAUCUGGGACACUUCCCGACCUGGUUUGUUCUCUGAGAAGCCUUCUUAAUCUCUCUGUUUCGUACAAUUUCUUUUCUGGAUUUAGCCAGGAAUGCAACAAAUUGGUUUUCAGGAAUGUGGGGUUUAGCUUUUCAGAAAACUGCAUUCCAGGUAGGAAUAUGCAGAGGCCUCAACCAGAGUGUUCUGUGAUACCUGGAGGUGGGUUGAAUUGUCUGAGGAUCCCUUCAGCAACACCAUUGAUCUGUGGUUCAAUGUAGGUCCUUCGUCUCACAAGUUGAAUACUCCAAUUUCCUAUCCAUGAGAUGAAAGAAAAAGAAUCAUUGAUCCUCUGUGUAACAGAGUCCUUGUGUCAUCUGUCUCAUUUUGUGAGGAAAAUAGACUGAGUUCCUGCAUUUAGUUUCUUUCAAGAA
Molecule: messenger RNA, 1573 nt
Organism: Nelumbo nucifera (sacred lotus)
Lineage: Eukaryota; Viridiplantae; Streptophyta; Magnoliopsida; Proteales; Nelumbonaceae
Source: RefSeq, a predicted model, not a curated record